AUGAGGUCAAUCUCCUUACGUCCCCUUCGGCGAGCGCUGGCGCCGUCAGUAUCGACACAGCUCCCCCUUGCCGUCUCUCGGCUUUACUCGACGCAUCCGCCCAACGCGAAGCUCAACAUUCCCGUCGACUACUCGACGACGUCUUUACUUGCGCACUCUUCUCAAACGGCCCUCGGCACGAAAGAGCUGCCUGAGGAGGUCCGCAAUGGCACGACCAAGAAGAUGAACCUCUUCCAGGCCAUCAACGACGCCCUGUCGAUCGCGCUGGCCGAGGACGACUCCGUCAUGGUCUUUGGCGAGGACGUCGCGUUCGGCGGUGUAUUCAGGUGCACGAUGAAGCUGGCCGAGACAUACGGCGGGGAUCGGAUAUUCAACACGCCCCUGACGGAGCAGGGUAUCAUGGGCUUUGCCAUCGGCGCCGCGGCGGAGGGUAUGCGCCCCGUCGCGGAGAUCCAGUUCGCCGAUUACAUCUACCCGGCCUUCGACCAGCUCGUCAACGAGGCCGCCAAGUUCAGAUACAGAGACGGCGCGUGCGGUCGCAGCGUCGGCGGUCUCACCGUCCGCAUGCCCUGCGGCGGCGUCGGACACGGCGCCCUGUACCACUCUCAAUCGCCCGAGAGCUUGUUCACGCACAUCCCGGGACUGCGGGUGAUCAUGCCGAGAUCGCCUCUCCAGGCCAAGGGUCUUCUGCUGUCGGCCAUCCGCAGCAACGACCCAUGCAUCUUCAUGGAGCCCAAGAUCCUGUACCGCGCCGCCGUCGAGCAGGUCCCUUCCGGGGCAUACACGCUGCCGCUGUCCAAGGCGGAGGUCCUGAAGGAGGGCAAGGACGUGACGAUUGUGUCGUACGGACAGCCGUUGUAUACGUGCAUGUCGGCCAUCCAGAAAGCCGAGGAGGAACUGGGCAUCUCGGUUGAGCUCAUCGAUCUCAGGACGCUCUACCCCUGGGAUAAGGAGUGCGUCUUGGAGAGCGUCCGCAAGACGGGGCACUGCAUUGUGGUGCACGAGGCCAUGGUCAACGCGGGCAUCGGCGCCGAGGUUGCUGCUGUUAUCCAAGAGGAUCCAGAUACCUUCCUCAGGCUGGAGGCGCCGGUUGCGAGGGUUGCGGGGUGGAGCAUUCACACUCCGUUGUUGUUUGAGAAGUUCAACAUCCCAGAUGUUGCCAACCUGACCAUGUCCCAAGUCGAUACUGUCUCCUCCUUCGUGGAGGGAGCUCCCCCGGGCGAGCUCGCAGAUGUCAUCGCAGACAUCAAGUCCCUCACCGUGUCCGACCCCGAGCUCGUCUCCAGCCUCGAGCCGGCUUUCGAGAAGUACAAUGAGGAGCAGUUCAUCACGACGAAGCUGCCGGGCGGAAGCCAACAGGUCAUCAUCAGCUCCCACAACUCGCUCGGCGACGGCGAGUACUUUGACGUGGAGAGCUCCACGAGCUUCUCGUUCGACCACACCACACAGAAGGCCAGCAAUGCCAAGAGCUACGUUCUGGAGAGCGCCAAUGCCGACUUGAUCAAGUCGACGCUGAAGAGCCUGGGUCCCUACGUCCAGGAGCACUUCCCCAACGCGGCCUACGGUGUCUACCCAACUGAGAACGACUCCAAGGUCGCCAUCAUCAUCGUCUCGAACAAGUACUCUCCCAACAACUUCUGGAACGGCCGCUGGCGCUCCCUCUACAUCUACGACCCCUCGUCUGAGACCCUCGAGGGUUCCGUCAAGGUUGACGUUCACUACUACGAAGACGGCAACGUCAGGCUGCUCACCAGCCGUCCCACGCAGACGGGCGUCUCGGGCACCGGCGCCGGCAUCGUCCGGGAGAUCUCGACCUCGGAGAAGAAGUACCAGGAGGAGCUGAACAGGGGAUUCACGAGCCUCAGCGAGGGAGCGUUCAAGGGCCUGAGACGGCAGCUGCCCGUGACGAGGCAGAAGAUUGAGUGGGACAAGAUCACGUCGUACCGCCUCGGACAGGAUAUCGGCGGCGGCAGCACGAGGCGAUGA
Colletotrichum karsti is the source of this 1986-nucleotide messenger RNA. Its product is annotated as transketolase. Gene Ontology annotation, cellular component: F-actin capping protein complex. The transcript has 7 exons. The record is from RefSeq and is a predicted model, not a curated record. Gene Ontology annotation, biological process: barbed-end actin filament capping; response to nutrient; branched-chain amino acid catabolic process. NCBI's taxonomy places the organism in Eukaryota, Fungi, Ascomycota, Sordariomycetes, Glomerellales, Glomerellaceae. Gene Ontology annotation, molecular function: catalytic activity. The coding region runs from base 1 to 1986 and encodes 661 amino acids.